AUUUGAUUGGCUGACAGGGUUGUAUCAAACUGAAAAUAUUCGCCCGCAGCGCUUACUGUUGCCAGAGCGUCAAUGGCGGAACUCCGCUGCAGAAGUUAAUAUGACACAAGACAGGCUCACAUAAGAGUCCACGAGGAUGUCAAUAGAGGCGGAGGCAUUGCUGCAGGAGGCAAAGGAGAGCAUCGAGGCAGCCCAGAACUACAGGAGCGAGCUACAGCAGAGACUGCAUGGACUCAGCCAAGCACGCAAACAGGUACGGGGCAGUGCCAGCCAGACACGUGAGACUCUGCAACGGCACUUUCAGGAUCUGCAGACGACAGUGAGCCGGCUGCUGACUGAGAGGCUGAACAUUCUGCUCCAGGAGGUCGACAGCAUCGAGCUGGAGAGCGUCAGCCCCUUAGACGACUGCCAGAAGCUCAUUGAGCAUGGAAUCAGCACAGCCGAUGAACUGCUCCGAGAGGGGGAGGCUGCCAUCCGCUGCGGUGUAAAUGAGAAGGAGGACAAGCUGGGUAGCUUCACUAAGAAAGCCCUGCAGAUCCAGUUAGACAGCCUGCCUGAGGUACCUGCACUGGUGGAUGUGCCCUGUCUCUCUGCGCAGCUGGAUGACUCUUUGAUGCACACGUUCCGUACUCAAGUGGCUCGACAUGGCAGCGUGGCUUCUUAUCCGCCGGUCCAAAUUGAAGAGCUGGUGGAGAGACCAGGUGGUGUGCUGGUGCGCUGGUGCAAGGUGGAUGAAGAUUUUACCCCUCAGGACUACCGGUUGCAGUAUCGCCGUGGUAACUCGUCUCAGUACGAGGACGCGUACAUCGGUAAAGACACCGAGUUCCUGGUGCUUCAACUUGACCCACAUAUGGACCACCUGUUCCGCGUGUGUGCCAGAGGAGAGGGACGAACCGAGUGGAGUCCGUGGAGCAUCCCACAGACUGGUUACACCACACUUGCACCCCACGAAUGGCGUGCAGGUGUGGAUGGUUACAUUUUAAGCAGUAGGAAAAACAUCACCAUGCGCAGUGACUCGUCGCCAGGUCACGGAGGUGUGCUGUACUCCAACUCCCCCACCUACUUCUGCGGCCAGACCCUCACCUUCAAGAUCACGGCUGCAGGACCAACAGAUAAGCAUGAUAGUUUAGGUGUAUGUGCGGACAGCAGAACUGGAACAGACUCAUUGCAGAGGGACCAGGCUGUCUGCAUCUCCACCAAUGGUGCUGUGUUUGUGAAUGGAAAAGAGAUGACCAACCAGCUGCCAGCCGUCACUGUUGGUUCAUCUGUGACCUUUGACAUGGAAGUGGUCAAUAUCUUUCCUGUGAGCAAUAACAAUAACCCUAACGAUAAGGGAAACUUCAAGCUGAGGGUGACGAUUGGCUCAGGGAACAGAGAAGUGGUGUUCGAUUGGAUGCUGGAUCAGGUUGUGGACAGCCUGUUCUUCGGCUGCUCUUUCACGCACCCUGGAUGGAAAGUGCUAGUGUUUUGAUUGGGUUUUUAAGUUAUAAUGAUGAAAACAUGGUAAAAGAUCCAGAAUGCUGGACCAUACCGCAUCAACUGAAUUCAAGACCUCAAGUUCCUUUUAAAUGUUGUCAAACUUCCUCCAGAUUUUCACACCGCUUAAGUGUUUUGAUGUCACAUUUUGCCUAUUAAGCAGUUCUUGUUUCUAAAUUGGUGUUAUGGGAACCAGUUAUCACAGAAUAUCAAAUAACUCAAAUUGAACGUUCCCUGUUCUGUGAUACGAGGCCAGUCACUACUCUAUGGUCUUAUCACAUUCAUACCCGUGUUGUGAUAUUUGUAUAACUGUACAUGUUCGUACAAUACCGUUCAAUAUAGACCUUUUCUCGCAGGUUAUGUGUAGCAAAGCAUGCUUGCCUGGUUUACCACAAAAUAAUAAAUCCACUGUGAAGUUCUCAAGCCCUCACAACUAGUAAUGUGUACUUUACAAAUAAUAGCAAACGUGUGCGCUAAAUUCAAUGCUCAGACAAUCCUUUCUUCUGUAGGUAACAUGUGGAGAUUACCUGUAAUAUACACAAACCUGUUCAUAUGUUUAAAUAUCAGAAGCUGACCUGUUUAGAACAUAAUAGUUUGAUGUACCUAUCAACUUUUUUAUUGCUGUUUGCCUGGUACUGACUUCAGUGUUAUUAAGUACUGUUUUAAAAUUUUCCAUCACAAACAGUGCAAAUGAUUCGGCUAGUUCAGCGACACAAUGCUGAUCCAAACAUACCAAGACAAUGAUGUUUCUAAUUAAGAACUGUGAUAUUUCACAGCGUUGUGCCAUUUUUAAGAGCUUUUUUAUAAUUGUAUCUUAAUACCUGUCUUUUGUUCUUACUGCACAAGUUCAUGUUUUCAUUAGCGAGCUUGUCUUUUUUUAUAGUUACUUGUUACAUUUGAAGCAUUUUGAGGUUUUUCAUUAAAACAUUAAUUUUACCCAUCAAUGACUGUAGAGCCGGAGCGCUGUUGCAUGAGUUUUUCUGAGACCGAACAUUUAAGGUACUAAAUAUAAUUCUUCUCUGCAUAAGAGAACCGUUUAUAAUACAUUUAACUGUUGUUUGCUCGGGCACACGAGACAAUGAUACACCCACAGGAUGUCUGGUCUAUUAAAUCUAUUUAUAAAACUGUGACAGUUCUAUGUAUAUUUACCUCAUUUUGCUUGUGCCUUAGAAAAACUUUAAGGAUCCAGCUGAACAUUUGCAAUAUAAUAAACUGUUUGGAACAUUUA
Molecule: messenger RNA, 2704 nt
Organism: Triplophysa dalaica
Lineage: Eukaryota; Metazoa; Chordata; Actinopteri; Cypriniformes; Nemacheilidae
Gene: crlf3
Product: cytokine receptor-like factor 3
Exons: 9
Coding region: 137-1471 (444 amino acids)
Molecular function (GO): protein binding
Source: RefSeq, a predicted model, not a curated record